Molecule: messenger RNA, 1954 nt
Organism: Tupaia belangeri chinensis (Chinese tree shrew)
Lineage: Eukaryota; Metazoa; Chordata; Mammalia; Scandentia; Tupaiidae
Gene: HOXB4
Product: homeobox B4
Exons: 2
Coding region: 124-747 (207 amino acids)
Biological process (GO): anterior/posterior pattern specification; embryonic skeletal system morphogenesis; positive regulation of transcription by RNA polymerase II
Cellular component (GO): nucleoplasm; nucleus
Molecular function (GO): DNA-binding transcription factor activity, RNA polymerase II-specific; RNA polymerase II cis-regulatory region sequence-specific DNA binding
Source: RefSeq, a predicted model, not a curated record
AGGAUCACGUGGGCCCCUAACUUUGUUCACUUGACAGUAAGUAGGAGGGCUUUCGGAAACAGGAAAACGAGUCAGGGGUCGGAAUAAAUUUUAGUAUAUUUUGUGGGCAAUUCCCAGAAAUUAAUGGCUAUGAGUUCUUUUUUGAUCAACUCAAACUAUGUCGACCCCAAGUUCCCUCCGUGCGAGGAAUAUUCACAGAGCGAUUACCUACCCAGCGACCACUCGCCCGGGUACUACGCCGCGCCCCCGCCUGGGCUGUCCCCUCGGGCUCCUGCGCCGCCACCUGCCGGGGCCCUCCUCCCGGAGCCCGGCCAGCGCUGCGAGGCGGUCAGCAGCAGCCCCCCGCCGCCUCCCUGCGCCCAGAACCCCCUGCACCCCAGCCCGUCCCACUCCGCGUGCAAAGAGCCCGUCGUCUACCCUUGGAUGCGCAAAGUUCACGUGAGCACGGUAAACCCCAAUUACGCCGGCGGGGAGCCCAAGCGCUCUCGGACCGCCUACACUCGCCAGCAGGUCCUGGAGCUGGAGAAGGAAUUUCACUACAACCGCUACCUGACGCGGCGCCGGAGGGUGGAGAUCGCCCACGCGCUCUGCCUGUCCGAGCGCCAGAUCAAGAUCUGGUUCCAGAACCGGCGCAUGAAGUGGAAAAAGGACCACAAGUUGCCCAACACCAAGAUCCGUUCUGGUGGCACCGCAGGCUCUGCAGGAGGGCCCCCUGGCCGGCCCAACGGAGGCCCCCCAGUGCUCUAGUGCCACCCAUGGGGAGCUGAGAACCUCGGGGCGGGUGGGCAGUGAGCGCAGGUUGGGGGGAACGGGAGAGCGGGAGGAGGCCCUGGGGCCUGCGCCCAGAACAACCUAUCUAUCCUCCCCCCACUUUAUCUAUAUGCGAAUAAAUGCGAAGGAGGGGGAGGAGAAGCUUUAUUUAUAGAAAUGACAAUAGGGAGCCUGAGUGAGGCCCUCCCCCCAGAGGAAGGUUCAAGUCUCUUGCUUUCUUCCUUAAGAAAAAAAAAAAAAAGAGAAAGAAAGAAAGGAAAAAGAAAAAGACAGAAAGAGAAAUAGGAGGAGGCUGCAGCUUCUCGUUUUCUGCUUUGGAGAAGAUGGAUCCACGUUUCAUCUUUAAUCAUGCCAGGCCCAGGCCCAUCUGUCUUGUUUACUCUGCCGAGGAGAGGACGGGCCUCGGUGGCGACCAUUACCUCGACACCCGGCUAACAAAUGAGGCCCAGUUCGGCUGCUGCCGCCUCUGCUGCUGCCACCGCUGGAAGACAGCUUGGAUUUUCUCUCUUUGUCCCCACUCCUGACACCCCAUGAAAGCACCCUCUGACUGCCAGAUAGUGCAGUGUUUUGGCCACGGUAACACACACACAACCUCCCUCCUCUUCUGUGCCGACUCACCGGGAACAAUGACUGCUUACCCCCUUCCACCAAAGGGCUGGUGGUGGGGCAAAGAGAAGGGGGCAAGUGGAGGAGGGGGCAGCCUUGACUACAGAGGAGCAGGCAGGGAAAUUGAGUCCAAGACAUUAAAAAAGAGAUGGGAAGAGGGAAGGCCUUUCUCUGGAAGGUCAAGCCAUGCCUGGCAGGGCGAUGGGCCAGUUGAGUCCUGGGAGCUGGGCACCACCCUCUCACCAAACCAGAGUUGUACAGCAGAAGCCUUCUCUCCUAGACUAAAAAUGAAUGUGAAAGUAGGAAAUAAAAUGUGCUGCUCCCAGUCUGGGAGGACGAUCUCGCAGAGCCCUGUCCCAUAGUUUACCUAUUGUUGUAUCUAUCGUUUAUUAUGAUGAUGAUUAAUAUUAUUAUUAUUACUAUUAUUUUAUGUCAUGUGUGUCCUCUCUCCUGUUCUUCUGACAUUCCAAACCAGGCCUGUUCCUACUUCUGGGGCUGCCUAAGUCUAGAACGCUUCGUUGACGUGAAAAUUUGUGUCCUGUACAGUGACAAUAGAAAUAAAUGUUUGGUUUCUUGU